CAUACUUGUAGGAUUGUCUGCCCCCCUGGUUAUCUUCCCUGAUCUCGUCAACUUACAGACGUCGUUCCUGAUGUCGCGUUCCGAGCCACGAUUGAUCGACGACUGCACCGCCACACAUACCCAGCAUGGUCUAGUUACAUAAUGAUGUGGAGCUUGGCGGCUGGGCAGGUGUGGCUGGUUCUGGGCAUAAGUCCGCCGACGUAAUUCGCGCUCGGCUUCAUUAUUGUCAUCAUCGUGGCAGAAACGAAAAUUGCUUGGUGGUUACGCUGCUUCUCAGACUCAGAUUCUUCGAUUUUCAUAUAUUUCGCGGAGUUGUCCCUUUUACCCUUCUGUGGUUAGUGCUGUCCAGAGAUAAACAAAGAAAAUCCAAGAAUGGCGAUUUGUAUUACUUUCGGGACGCAUGAAUUUACCUCGCGGCUCCAAGGAUACGAAAAUAUAACGGCACAAUGCCAGAACUGCGGAAAUUGGUCUGCUCAAUGCAUCACUCGGUGGCCAUGGUUUACAGUAUGUUUCGUGCCUGUUAUUCCGUUGGCAUUCCAUAAGUACAAGGAAGUAUAUUGUCACAUCUGCCGGUUUACACAGGAUAUAAAAUACCGACCCGAUGUCCAAUCCCAGCAUAUGCAGGGAGGCCAAGGUCCACCUCCAGUCGCUUCAGGUGCCAAUGCUGGACCAGGACAGUUCCCACCAGGAGGAUAUUACGGUUAUAAGUGAUAGUUAACUAUGCGGAGUACAAUUGUGCAUAGCCCAGGUGAUCAACUAGCUUUCGGAUCUACUAUGGUGUACAUCGCUUUGAGGCGGCAUUUUUACCUAGGCUGGGAGGAGA
This is a messenger RNA of Coccidioides immitis RS, 823 nucleotides long. Its product is annotated as rhodopsin family protein. The transcript has 7 exons. The coding region runs from base 373 to 711 and encodes 112 amino acids. The record is from RefSeq and is a predicted model, not a curated record. Lineage: Eukaryota; Fungi; Ascomycota; Eurotiomycetes; Onygenales; Onygenaceae.